Styela clava is the source of this 1458-nucleotide messenger RNA. Its product is annotated as arginine-hydroxylase NDUFAF5, mitochondrial-like. Gene Ontology annotation, cellular component: mitochondrion. Gene Ontology annotation, molecular function: S-adenosylmethionine-dependent methyltransferase activity. The record is from RefSeq and is a predicted model, not a curated record. Gene Ontology annotation, biological process: mitochondrial respiratory chain complex I assembly. NCBI's taxonomy places the organism in Eukaryota, Metazoa, Chordata, Ascidiacea, Stolidobranchia, Styelidae.
ACCCAGACAAACUGGGUCACUGACAACCUUGUUUACAGGUUGUUCUAAAAAUAUACUUGCUAAAAUGAUUAUGGGAAGCAGGUAGCUUGAGACUGUUGGACAUGCGACUAUGUUAUUAUGUCUUUGAUGGCUGCUUGCACAAUUUCAAAGUUUAAUAAAAAGAUGUUUGCCAAAAUUGCGAGAACUGGUUUUUGUGUGAAUUCACUCGCAACACGACAUGGGAAUAGCAACAAACAUUGGCAUUUUAUGACUUCUGCAGCAAUUCACAGCGAAGUAAACAGAGUUUUUGAUCGCAAAGCAAAGCGUAUUCACAAGAACUUUUGCAACCAAUCUAUCGACGAUAUUGAAACCUAUGAAUAUGUAAAAAAUGAUAUUGCAUUUCAACUUGGUGACAGAAUCGCUGAUGUAAGUCGUGAUUUUCCACUUGCACUCGAUCUGGGAUGUGGGCGAGGAUUUCUAUCAAGCCAUCUUACUAAACAAGACACUGUUAGAAUGAUUAUUCAAGGUGACACUAGUGAAAAUUGUGUCAAACACGCAAAAGAAUCUGAUAUUCCAAUCUCAAAUCUCGUUUUAGACGAGGAAAAUUUGAUGUUCAGAGAGUCCACAUUUGAUAUUGUGAUGAGUAAUUUGAGUCUUCAUUGGGUGAAUGAUUUACCUGGAUGCUUCAAACAAGUUUUAAAGAUACUCAAGCCUGAUGGAUGUUUUCUUGGUGCAGUGCUUGGUGGAGACACGUUAUAUGAACUUCGAUGUUCAUUACAACUUGCAGAAACUGAACGAGAAGGUGGCAUGGCCGCACAUGUUUCGCCAUUCCUCCAAGGACCUGAUUUGACAAAUCUGCUUUCUAAUGCUGGAUUUAGUCUUGUUACUGUUGAUAUUGAUGAAAUGGUGAUUGAAUAUCCUAGUAUGUUUGAAGUUAUGGAUGAUAUUAAAGGCAUGGGCGAAAAUAAUGCUUUAACUAAAAUUAAACCCUUACAUAGAGAUACAAUUACUGCAGCAUCUUCAAUUUACCAAGCAAUGUAUGGUGAUGAGGAUAAUGUGCAUGCCACAUAUCAAAUAUUAUAUUUUAUUGGAUGGAAACCACCCGGGCAUAAAACUUCAUGAAGGAUUGUGAGAUACACCUGGAGUUGUGUCGCAUAUAAUCCAGAUAGAGCACAUUACUAUUUUCAUAUGAUUAUGCAGCAUAAAAUUAUUCUAUAUAAAAUAUGAGCAACUCGAUGCUUUUUUCAUUUCAAUGUAGUUCUGUGAUCAUUUAUUUGGAACAUGUAAGGUUUUAGAGGCUGCGAUAUUAUCAUUGCUAUUUGAACUUUGUUGUAAACCUUUUAUUCAAAAGCUAGUGAAAAUAAUUUUAAAAACAGUUUCAACAACUAUUUACUGUAAGUAUACAGCCAUACUGAACAUACACCAUGCAUACAAAAAAUGCACACUGCGUGAGAUCUUAAGCCCUAUUUUGUCUUUGUA